Brassica napus (rape) is the source of this 1079-nucleotide messenger RNA. RefSeq names its product ras-related protein RABG3a. Gene Ontology annotation, cellular component: vacuolar membrane. Lineage: Eukaryota; Viridiplantae; Streptophyta; Magnoliopsida; Brassicales; Brassicaceae. The record is from RefSeq and is a predicted model, not a curated record. The transcript has 6 exons. Gene Ontology annotation, molecular function: GTPase activity; GTP binding. The coding region runs from base 199 to 912 and encodes 237 amino acids.
AAGAAGUAAACUGGAUUCAUCAGAUUCAAGGCAAAGAGGGAAAAUAAUAAUAAAUCAAUAGAUUGGCGCUCCUUUACUAUUUUCCAAGUCCUUGUUCCAUCGGAUUCUUUUCAAAUCGAAGAGAGGAGUACAACCCUAGAAAAUCCUCACACAAGUUCCGCAAACCCGUCUCCGAGAUCUACAGAACCUUCGAAUCCAAUGGCGACAAGAAGACGUACAUUGCUCAAGGUCAUUGUCCUCGGGGAUAGCGGGGUUGGUAAGACUUCCUUGAUGAAUCAAUAUGUGCAUAACAAGUUUAGUCUGCAGUACAAAGCGACUAUUGGUGCUGAUUUCGUAACCAAGGAGCUUCAGAUUGGAGACAAGCUCGUUACUCUACAGAUUUGGGAUACUGCUGGACAAGAGAGGUUCCAGAGUCUCGGUGCUGCCUUCUACAGAGGCGCUGACUGUUGUGCCCUUGUUUAUGAUCUCAACGUUUCCAAGUCCUUUGACUCCCUCGAUAACUGGCACGAGGAGUUUCUUAAACAGGUUCCUUCUCUCAUUUUGUUAUAUUCAAAACAAGAUGAUUUGAGUAAUGUAACAAUGCUUAUAUGUAACAAUUUAUUUUCUCGUCCUGCCCAGGCUAAUCCAUCGGAUCCAAAGACAUUUCCGUUUAUAGUGCUUGGAAACAAGGUUGACAUAGAUGGAGGGCGCAGUAGAGUGGUGUCGGAGAAGAAAGCGGCUGACUGGUGUGCUUCAAAUGGAAACAUACCCUAUUUCGAGACUUCAGCAAAAGAAGACUACAAUGUUGAUGAGGCUUUCCUUACCAUUGCCAAAACCGCUCUUGCCAACGAGCAUGAUCAGGACAUAUACUUCCAAGGCAUACCAGAAGCAGUUAUUGAGAACGAGCCAAGAGGGGGUGGUUGCGCUUGUUGAACCGUGUAUUUUCAUUUUCAUUUACAUUCUUUUUUUCAUGCAUUUUGCCUACUAUUCAUUGAAAGUUUGGUGUACUCUUGAGUUGGAGAACGAUAAGCUUGUAGAGGCAAAUUUUUCGCCGUUCCAUCGUAUAUUAAUUGAUUGGAGGAACCGUUAUUGCUCUUUAA